CACGUCUUGAUUCCAUCUAACCAAGGUAAUAUCGAUGGGCCCUCUGACAUUUUUACAUUGAAACCAUAGUAGGACUAAAAGAUCUUGCUGUUUACCUUAUUGUGGAGUUGCAAGCUCUGCCCGUUGCUUGAUUGCUCCUAUCCGUCGCUGGUCGCGGUACCCUUUGUAGCGAUCUUCUACGACUUGAACUCUCAACUGAGUCUGACAACUUUGACUUCAAACGCACCAUACCCUUCCUCAGGGCUGUCCUCAACCAUGAACCUGAUGAAGUUAUCUGGAACAAGGUCUACGACGCCGUUACUGAGUCUGCCCCCCCUCCCCGUCCUGCAUUAUCCUUCCCACAAACGCUAUGGCUACGCAACAUGAGCAGCUUCGCAAACUCGACUGAACACCGCAAAUACGUAGACGACGUGCUGAAGGAGGAGCUGGGGCCCAUGUACGUUGGGAUUCCUGGUUUCUUUGAAGCCUUCUUUAGCGAAAUCGCAGGCCUUGAGCUGGCAGUGCAGGCGGUAUUUAAAAGGUGCAAAGCAGGGAAUAAUCCGAUCUACUAGGAAGAGGGCGGCUGGCAGGGCUGGCCUGAAGAGGCGAAGGAAAGGGAUGUCCUGCGUUGGUUUGCAGAGCUUACG
Molecule: messenger RNA, 626 nt
Organism: Lindgomyces ingoldianus
Lineage: Eukaryota; Fungi; Ascomycota; Dothideomycetes; Pleosporales; Lindgomycetaceae
Exons: 1
Coding region: 363-551 (62 amino acids)
Source: RefSeq, a predicted model, not a curated record